Molecule: messenger RNA, 723 nt
Organism: Aureobasidium uvarum
Lineage: Eukaryota; Fungi; Ascomycota; Dothideomycetes; Dothideales; Saccotheciaceae
Source: the annotation of a GenBank genome assembly
AUGUGGACCUGUAUGGACUGGGCCAGGGUGGGGGAGCAACUUUGUCGUCGGUCAAUCCGCGCGCGCAACGUCAGAGCCAGAAACAUCACAACCAGCCCAGAAACAUGUCGGAACCAGCAGAGCAGGGUCAACAAAGUGCGUCAGAGGUGUUGUCAAAGCUCAAGUCUAGCAAACAGAGAAACUGACAGUACUUACUUGCCAGUCGACCUCGGAUCCCUCUCGGUACAACAACUCUCCCAAGUCAAGAAACAGCUCGAUGAAGAGACCCAACACCUGACAAACUCGUACGCCCAACUGCGCGCCGCCCAGCAAAAGUUCCGCGACUGCAUUGCCUCCAUCAUCGCCGGUGUCGCAAACUCGGUUGCCGACAAGCCGCUGCUGGUCCCCUUGACCUCUUCCCUCUACGUCCCUGGCACAUUGGCAAGCACCGAGACCGUUCUGGUAGACGUCGGAACCGGCUUCUACGUCGAAAAGACCACCGAGCAGGCAAAGAAGUUUUACGAGGCAAAGGCCGAAGAGCUGGGAAAGAAUGUCAAGGAUCUCGAGACCAUUGUCCAGGGCAAGAACCAGAACUUGAGAUUGAUCGAAGAAGGUAUGCGCGGACGAGAAGAGCUACUGCUCUACUGGUACAUGAGAAAUGUCGCUAACACGAGGUGCANNGUCAUGCGUCAAAAGGUCCUCGCGAGCAACCAGGCUCAAGGAAGUGCUUCCGCCUCGUCAUAG